Molecule: messenger RNA, 772 nt
Organism: Arachis stenosperma
Lineage: Eukaryota; Viridiplantae; Streptophyta; Magnoliopsida; Fabales; Fabaceae
Exons: 4
Coding region: 1-519 (172 amino acids)
Molecular function (GO): iron ion binding
Source: RefSeq, a predicted model, not a curated record
AUGGCCCUGCAUCUGCAGCCACAUACAACCACUCUUUGCACUACAAAGUCAAAGUCAAAGUAUCAUCAUGGCAACAAUGGUAGCCUUGUUAGAAAUGAAACAAAACUCUUCAACCCUUUUGCCUUGAACUCAUCAUCAUUCUCUGGUUCACUCACCCUCUUGCUUAAUCCUAAACAAAUGCACAAUCUUACUUCGACCACUCCGAGGAUCUCCAUGCGUGUCGCUUCCAAGCCAGCCUAUAUCUGUCGUGAUUGCGGCUAUAUUUACAAUGAGAGAACCCCAUUUGAGAAAUUGCCUGAUAAAUAUUUCUGCCCUGUUUGUGGUGCUCCAAAAAGAAGGUUUAGACCAUAUGCACCAGCUGUCACAAAAAAUGCAAAUGACACUGAUGUUAGAAAGGCAAGGAAAGAUGAAAUCAAAAGAGAAGAAGCAUUUGAGAAAGCAGUUCCUAUUGCAGUUGUUGUGGGAAUUGUAGUGCUUGCUGCUGGAUUCUACUUCUAUCUCAAUAGCAGCAAUGUUUAGGAUAUCAGACAAGUGCUUCUAAUUUAUUCAUCUUCUUUUUGUUUAUUCUGUUCACCUUUCACUAAUUCCAUUUUGUUCAUUCUGUUCAGUUUGAUAUAUCUAGAACUCAGUAUGUUAGGUUCUUUUUGCUUUCUAAGACUGAGCAAAGAGCUUCCAUAGAUAUUGUAUUAUUACCUUGGGACACAAGAUUUCUUCUGAUAUCAUAGUGUAUACCAGUGAUAAGAAACAUUGAAACAAUAGAUAUUUUCUACAA